GCCUCGUCGCUGAGCGUUCCAGUGACCGCUCGGCUUUCUCAGCGCAAAGGCAGAUAGUGUGGAGAAGGGGCGCUCUGGGACUGGCAUCACGGGCAUACACACACACACACACACAGACGCUCACCUUACCAUGGUCAGCUCACUGGCCCCUAACCAUGGCAAGCUAGUGGCUGGCAGUACUCCGUGGUAACACACACACAACACAACUCACACUCAUGUGCGGCGUGGGCUUUUCCUCAGAGUUGGCUCAAGCAGAGGCUUCUGCCGUGUGAACAGACAGUGAAAUAAGGAUGUCGAUGACCCUGGAUGAGUUCACCCGAUCCGUGGAUCCCAGAUGUCUGCCGAGGAUCCUCCAGAUCCAGUCAGGCAUCUAUGUCCAAGGAUCUGUGUAUGAGAUGUAUGGAAGAGAAUGUUGCCUUUCAAAUGGUGAUCUUAUCAAGGUCAUUGAGAUCAGGAUCACUAGGUUCAUUGCUAAGGGAUCCAAUGGCAUUAACGUUGACCUUCCCUUGGACUACCCAGGCCUUUUCAGGAUAGUGACAGACACACGGCCAUACUGUGGCAUUCAGGAGAUCGCAGACUCGCUCCGAAUCAGCUCUGACAGACUGGGCCAGCCCGUGUUCUACACGGCCGGCGACCUGGACCACCCAGAUGGAACAAUCAAAAAGGGGACGAUUUUCCGAAUCACGGGCCUCAAGACGGUCCAGGGCCUCGAGUGUGUGGACUGCGAGCUCGUGCAGAGCGAGCCCAAGCGCCGUUUUGAGCUCAAACUCUCGGUGAUAGGUGAAUUCUUCGAGUGUGACGACAGUCAAUUCUACACUCUGAAGGAACUAGCUGAGUGGAAGAUGUCCACUGGGCGGACAAGGACUGUGACCAAAGUGAAGUCGACGCACCUGAAAGAUGAUAUUUUACCAGACCCACUGGAGGACUACAAAGGCGAACUGACUCUCACUCCAGUACAUGAAAUACAGGCUAUAAUGCAAUUUCGAAAGGAUGUGGUCCUCAUCCCACCAAACUUGGACGUGGAGGUUGUGGAUGUAACAGAGGAACAUGACUCAGCAGUUUUCGUGCGACCCUUGACCCUAAAGGAUGUGUUCAAGGAGCCUACUGACACGUUCCCCGUGGUGGCCGAAGUCAUCGAGAAGCCGUGGCACGUUCCAGAGGAGCUGGCGUUCAUCUGCCGCUCCAAGAAGAUCGUGAUCCAACGCGCCUUCGAGGCCAAGCGAGUUCUGGCGUCGGAAACCCGUCGAGGCGAACAGAGGCGCUUCCUGGUGCCCACGUCCUACAAGGGUCGGUUCAAGCGGCGCCCGCGGGAGUUCCCCACCGCGUACGACCUGGAGAUGGCGCAGAGCAGCACCGAGCAGCUCCACGUGGUGGCCACCAGGGCUUUCGAGUCACACUACUCCCAGGGCCAGUACCCCGUGCAGGUCGGGGAUCAGUUCCUGGUCAAGAAGAAACCCGCCAACAACACUGGCGAGGGCUCCGAGAACGGCGAGGACAAGAUGGACGACAUGCUGACCUGCGCGAAGAUCGAGGGUAAGAACCACAAAGACGUGAAGAUCCCGAUGUACCUGGACGGUGGCUUUGUGGAGGUCAUCCAUGACAAGCGACAGUACACCAUCUGCGAUAUCUGUCACGGUUUCCCCCUGCCCUUCAACGUCAAGGUGUCUGUGCGGGACCUCGCCGUGAAGGAGGACAUUUUAGCCGCGGCGUCGGGGCUGCAGGUGGAGGAAGAGAUCACUGACCCCUACCUGCUGGUGUCCACCCUGGACCUGUCGGAGUGCUGGGAGGUGCCGGUGAACCGCACCAAAAUGACUGUCCAGCUGCAGCAGAGGUGGCAGGGCCCCGCCACGGGUGCCGAGCAGCCCACUGGGCACGCGGUCGUGGAGGAGAUCGGAGAGGACUGCUAUUAUACCCUCCGCAGGUAUGCCGUGGCCAACCUGCAACCCCCGCCACGACCACCCAAGAAGAAGCCGGCCGUGGCCAACUCGAUGAGAGUGAAGCCACCCAGACCGAAUAAGCCUGUCCAUGUCAGCUCCCCAAAGAGUCCGCAUUGCAACUUCCCCAGACCAGGGUCUAUGGCAUCUGACACGUUUCCAAGGCUGAAGAGGAAUACCAUUGCAGUAAGCAGUGACAGGAGGUCAUCCAUACCUCCAGUCCUUCAGCCUAUUACAGUUGCCACCUUGAAAAGUAAGGAUAUCCCUCAAGAGCCAGAAGUGGAUGACUUGGAUGAUGACUCCCAUGAAUACGAAUACAUUGACGAGGAUGAACUUGAGUUCAUUAGGAAAAAGGUCCAAGAGACGGCGGUUCUACGCAGCACAGGCAAAGGAAAGCCAAACACCUUUUAACUAACUGUAGAAUUUGAGAUGGAGCAUGAAUGUACCAAACAGAUCAAAGUCUAUGCAAUAAUUUAUCAUAUUUUUCUGCAUAUAAUACAUGUAAUAAAUUGUGAUA
This is a messenger RNA of Sardina pilchardus (European sardine), 2451 nucleotides long. It is a transcript of the gene themis, whose product is annotated as thymocyte selection associated. Gene Ontology annotation, cellular component: nucleus; cytoplasm. The transcript has 6 exons. Gene Ontology annotation, biological process: T cell receptor signaling pathway. The record is from RefSeq and is a predicted model, not a curated record. The coding region runs from base 291 to 2345 and encodes 684 amino acids. Lineage: Eukaryota; Metazoa; Chordata; Actinopteri; Clupeiformes; Clupeidae.